This is a messenger RNA of Maudiozyma barnettii, 3711 nucleotides long. It is a transcript of the gene PSD2, whose product is annotated as phosphatidylserine decarboxylase 2. The record is from RefSeq and is a predicted model, not a curated record. The transcript has a single exon. Gene Ontology annotation, biological process: phospholipid biosynthetic process. Gene Ontology annotation, molecular function: phosphatidylserine decarboxylase activity. The coding region runs from base 1 to 3711 and encodes 1236 amino acids. Lineage: Eukaryota; Fungi; Ascomycota; Saccharomycetes; Saccharomycetales; Saccharomycetaceae.
AUGCGAAUUAUCCCUGGUAAGAGGCAGAAGAAGAAGGAUGCUAAACAGCUGACUUUGAAUCUGGCUGUGAGGAUCUCAUACGCAAAACAUAUUGACCUUAUAGAUAACUUUCAAUGCAAUCCAAUUUGUUUUGUGACAACAAAUACAUUCUAUACAAAACGAACAGCAAAGUUAAAGAAUUCUAAUACUCAUUGGAAUCAAAUCCUGAAAUUGAAACUACCGAGAACUCCACAGUCGGACCUAUUAAGAGUUAUUGUGUUUGAUGCUCUACCGACAAUGGCUCCAACAACGACGGCUGGUACACCACCGCUUUCAAACGCCUCUAGUGUAACCUCGAUGGCUUCACUGAGUUCACCCUUUGGUAGUACAUCACAACAAUUACAUGCUAGGUCGUCAACAACAUUAGCUACCUCUUUGGGAACAGCCACCGGCGUCUCAGCAGCUAUUACUACUACUGCUACAACUGACUUACAUGACAGCAUCGAUUCUAUCCAACAUUUUAGUUCAGAGGCUGACCAUUUAAACAUACAACAUUCAUAUUCCAAUCAAAGUCUCGACCAUUCUAACCAAGACCAUUAUAAGAGACACGUUACAAGUAAUUAUCUGUAUAUCGGUGAAGUGCAAUUAUCUCUCCUAGAUUUAUUUAAGAAGAAAGAUUCAAAGAAUAGUUAUAAUUUCUCAUUGGCACCAGAGUGGUAUACUUUAUAUGAUAAGAAAAGGGAAAAGGAACAACAUGAUAGUGGCGUCAAUAUUAAAUAUCCCGUAGGUGAAAUAUAUUUAGGAUUUCAUUUAACUACAAACGACAAGAGCUUCAGUACCAUCGAGGCAUAUAAUUCUUGGAGAAAUAUGCUAUUCAAUUCAAUGUCCACCCCAGUAACAUAUCCCAAAGGAAAAUCAAACGGUAAACUACAGGAAAGAGAACAGUUACGUACUAGGUCCAGGACAAUAAGUGACCCUAGAUUGGAGUCCCUAAAUGUGAUGAAAAUGUGUGAAAUACCGCCUAGUGCGGUAACCGAUUCAGAGCUAGGACCAUUAUUGUCACAAUCACGCAUACGUUCGCAAUCAUCCUCUUCUUCGUCAUCAGGAUCAUCUUCAUGUUCUUCAGUAUCAAGUUAUGAUAGUUACGAAACGAAACCAUAUAUGGCAAGCAGUGAAUCAAAUAUUAACGAUGUGAGUAUGGAGGGACUUAUCGAAAACUUCGAACUACUCUCAGAUGUUAUAGCAUCACCCGACAGCGAAGAACAACCAAUGAAUGAUACACACAACAUCAACAAUAUCGAUUUGGCAUCAAUAGCAUCGGUUCUUGAUGAAUAUGAAGUUGUCUUACCUGAAGAAAUUAACCAUUCUAAGAUACCAAAUAUUGAUUUGUUAUUAAAUGGAGAUAUGAUACCAGAAGUAGAAGAAGCUAUUGACAUUGACGACGACGAUAUACUUGGAGAAAAUGGCAUAGAAGAGAAUCGUAUGUACAAGAUUAGGGACAAAGCAAAUUCCGCAAUUAGUUUCAGUUCUGAGAACAUUGACAAAGGGUAUGAGGAUGAUGAUGAAAAAUCCAUGUCUGGUGAGGAUUCUAGCGAAAAUGAUGAUCAAUCGAAUGAUCGAAAUGGUCUUAUAUUUAGACCAACGGUGAAAAAAUUAAUCCGUAUGAGACGUAGUACAAAAAGUUAUAAAGAACGAAUUACUAGAAAAGUUGAAACGACAUUUCAAGUCUCAAAGAAACAGCAUUCAUUGGGUGUCAUGUAUACAGAAUUUGUCUCCAUCACAGGUUUACCACCUUUAAAGAGUAAAUUGUCAAGAACUUUUGAUAUGGAUCCGUUUAUCGUAGCAUCAUUUGGAAGAAAAGUAUUCAAAACAUCUUGGAAAAAACAUACCUUAAAUCCAAUAUUUGGUGAAUCAGCUGCUUUUGAAGUAUUUCCAUACGAAAAAAAUUUUAGUUUCCAUUUUAAAGUCCUAGAUAAGGAUUCAUUUACCUUCAACGAUGAAGUAGCUGAAUAUGACUUAUCUUGGGCUGACAUGAUCGAAAAACUGGAAAAUAAAUACCCAUCGAAGUGGACAAAUUUUGAUCUCCCUAUGAAACUAUUGAUGAAAAAGAAUUUUGGGAAGUAUACUCAACCAGUACUCCAUCUAAGGAUGAGAUUUAUGCCAUAUAUGACUUUAAAGAACACUUUUUGGAAAUAUGCAGUCUUGAGGAGUACCAUAAAACAAAAUUUUGAUAUGUGUGAUCUUAUGUUAUUUUUGGAUAAAUUAGGGUCAUUCACGGAUAAAGACGUCUUGGAAUUUUUUGCAAGGUUUUCAAAAAAUCCUUGGUCUGGUGAUUUUAUCACGAAAGUCCAAUUAAUUGAAGGUCUACAGAAUUGGAAGAAAUCUGCGGAGUUUAAAAACGUGUGGAGAUGUCCCAAAUGUUUCAGGUCAAGAAAGAAGAGUAAUAAUGUCUUGAAAUCUAAAUUAAUGAUUGAGAAUGAUUUAAUUACACAUUUCGCCAUCUGUAGUUUUUCCCAUGCAAACAAGACGUUAAAGCCAUCGUAUGUGUCAUCUGAGUUUGCCUCUAAGAGAUGGUUUUCAAAGGUACUAAUUAAAUUGACAUAUGGUAAAUAUGCCCUAGGUUCAAAUAAUGCCAACAUUCUUGUACAAGAUAGAGGUACUGGUAUCAUUAUAGAAGAAAAGAUUAGUGCACAUGUCAAAUUUGGUAUGAGAAUAAUUUAUAAUGGUAGAGGGACAGAAACCAAAAAAUUCAAGACUUUAUUGAAGAAUAUGUCAAUAAGACAAGGUAAAAAAUUCGAUGACCCAGCAUCAAUUAAACAGAUAGAACCGUUUAUCAAAUUUCAUUCCUUAGAUACAUCACAAUGUUUAGAUAUGGAAUAUAAAACUUUUAAUGAGUUUUUUUAUAGAAAAUUAAAACCUGGAAGUAGAACCAUUGAGGGGGGUGAUUCUCGAAUAAUGGUAUCAUGUGCAGAUUCUCGUUGUACUGUCUUUGAUACAAUUGCGAAAUCAAAGGAAAUUUGGAUUAAAGGUAGUAAAUUUAGCAUAGAUAAAUUAACAGGAGAUUACGAGUUAGACAAAUCAAAUGAGAAAAAUACGAGUAUUGCCAUCUUUAGACUUGCGCCACAAGAUUAUCAUCGUUUUCAUAGUCCGUGUGAUGGUGUAAUUGGGAAACCUGUAUACAUUGAUGGUGAAUACUAUACUGUUAAUCCAAUGGCUAUUAGAAGUGGAUUAGAUGUCUUUGGUGAAAACAUUCGAGUUGUCAUACCAAUACACUCUAAAGAAUUUGGUACCUUUUUGUUUAUUCCGGUCGGUGCUAUGAUGGUGGGUUCCAUAAUAUUGACUUGUAAAGAAGGUGAUUCCGUUAGGAGAGGUGAAGAACUAGGAUAUUUCAAAUUCGGAGGAUCUACUAUCAUAUUGAUCGUUCCCAAGGGUAUGAUACAAUUUGAUUCAGAUAUAUCUAAAAACUCUAGAGAAGGUAUUGAGACUCUAGUGAAAGUUGGUAUGAGUGUUGGCCAUUCUCCUGCUAUCAAGGAGUACAAAAGGAAAGCAAUUCGUGUUGUUGACCCCACCCAACUUGAAAGGAUUAAAAGGACAAUAAGUGUAGAUGAAGAACAUGCAAACAAAUAUCAUAACGUAACGUGGGAAUACAAAGAACUGGAAAAAUUUAUGAACCAGGAUUACGGAGAGGAGGAUGUAGAAUCAAAGAUAACUGAUAUCGAUUCUCCUUAUUAG